AGAGAUAGACGUUUCCCUCCAUUCAAAAAUGGCGUCGCUCUGAGUUGUCGUUUUUGCAUUGACAUAAUUUAAAAUUUUCUCAAUUUGUAAUCUAAAAACAACAUUUUUUAUAUUUACUACCCCCGAAAAAUGUGGUUGUACGAUCGAUAGUUGCAUUUAAUUUUAUAUUUCAAUAACACAUCAUACUCUAUCGAGACAAUGUCGAUGUAUGGGCGAGGCGUUGAAACAAACCUUAAAAAAAUAGUGUUUUAAAAGUGCAAAAAUGGACAAGAAAAACAAAAAGAAAACUGUUAUAAAACGGAAAAGUGACGAGCCGGCCGAAGGUGAUAAAAAAAAGAUUAUGGUGAAUAGAAAAAGUGAUGAAAAAGACAAAGUGGAAGUGGUCAAUCAAGUGGUGGAGGUGCCCGUGGAAGGUCAGCAGAUAGUGCACACUGGGCAGCUGGUCGAAGGCAACUUCGAGCAGCCGGUGUUCGUGAACAUGAAAGGCGAGCCUGUCCAAAUAGGGCCCAACACCGUCAUACUGUACGAACAAAGCGGGAAUCCGUCGAACUUUGCAUUUGGUGGGAUGUGGACCAUGGAUUCCUCAGGCAGAAUCGUCAUGGCGGAGACUAUUUACGACGUUAAAGGCGAACCUGAAGAGGAAAACACAAAUUUCGUGCAGGCUAACACAGAAGUCAGUAAUCAACAAGUGGAGGAGCAACAAACCACAUACCAACAGUAUGAAAUAAGCAAUAAUGCUACAGUGGAACAGCAGGAGUAUGAAGUAGCCAUCAUCGAGAACCCCACCACUGAGACUCCGGAACGAAGUACUGAACCUCAGGUGAUCACGACGGAGGAGCAGCUGGUGGCGACGGGCGCGGCGGCCGUGCGUUGGCUCAAUCAGAAAUACGACUUUGUUGUCAGAAAACUGCAAUUAAAUUAUGACGCGGGCGUAAAGCUGCUGCACUCAGAGUCGGGCUGCAUCCAGUGCGUAUACCUCACCACGCCCAGCAUGCAGCUCGCGUUCAACGCCGUGCCUCAGUUCCUUUGCAUUGAGACUGGCAUAGAGUUCAACAGCAUGAUACCGACAGUAGGUGGCGGAGGCACUACCAGCGUGAAGCACAACGUGACGCUGUUUCUAGCGGAGGAUGGCAAUGGGAAAUCUGUCAUUGUUAGUGCAGGUAUAUCGACUCUAAUUGAGGAUGACUUGACUUGGUUGUUCGACACGUUCAAAUCGUGCAACCCGGCGUGGCGGCAGGUGCGAUGCGUUGUAUGCGACCCUCUCAAGUGUCAACAGACGGCGCGCGUGGCGUUCCCGAGCGCGCACGUGACGUGCUCGGUGUGGCAAGCGUCGAGCGCGUGCGCGCGGCUGUGCGUGGAGACGGCGCGCGCCGCACGCGCACCGCUCGACGCGCCCGACGCGCCCGCCGCGAUCGCCGCGCGCUGCAAGACGUACGCGCUCGCGCUGCUCAGGGGCGAGCACACCGCCGCGCAGCUACAGGCGCUGAAGCGCGGCAUCGCGGGCUCUGGUCCGACGUCGCAGCGGCUGUGGGACGCGCUGGCGCGCCCUCUCGCGCCAUUACACAAGUUCGACACCUGGCUCGAAGCGGACAACUACACCAAUAUACUGCACAAGGGUCUGGAGCGGCUGGUGGGCAAGUUCCAGAACCUCGUGCGCAACGCGAUGCAGCCCGACGAGUUCGUGUCGUUGUUCUUCAACGUGGCCAACCAGCUAGAGGACGAGCGCAGGAACUUCGCGCUCAGCAGGCUUAGGGAUACAGAAACGCUGAAGCAGUCGCCGACGGACACGAUCACGCAAUACGCGUACAAUCUCAUGAGCCACCAGACGAAGCUGGCGCAGCGGUGUUUGGACGACCGGGCCGGCAGAAGACACAGCAGCGCGGCGAUAUGCAAGUACGGUACUUCCACGCAGGAGUGCUCGUGUCUGUUCAGCAAAGUGUUCCGACUACCCUGCAGGCACAUUCUGAUGCUCACUACUGAGCUAAAGGUGAAGACUCACAUCCCGUUCGAGCCGCGCUGGACGGUGCAGCACUGUCUGUUCGGCUGCGAGACAAACGCGCAGACGGCCAACUCUACCGCGAGUGGCAAUGUGGGAACGUUCAUGGAGCAGGUGGUUGUAGAGGACACGCAGCACCGACAGAACUUGCAGCCCGCGCAACAGAUGCACCAGGUGGGUGGUGUCCGGCAACAGCAAUACGUACUAGCCACGCCCGCGCAACCAGCCACGCCCGUCUCACAGGUGAUAUUCUGCGGCGGCGGCGGCGUUAAUUCGGUCGGAGGGGUGGGGUCGGUGGGCGGCGCGGCGCCUGUCAUCACGUCGGUACUGUCCGCGGGCGGCGCCGUACUCACGCCACACCACACGCUGCACCACUGAACACCCUGCGCCAGGCUCCAGCAAGCUACCUUACGAUGCCAUCUCGUCCCACGUCGAGGCAUAUUGAAUGUUUCGACGUGAGUGACGAACUUACACUGACGUCACAAAAUUGAGACAAUUUAAAUAGUGACGAAGAACGAAUAGCUACGUCAGACUGAGACAUGUUAGCAGGACAAAGCCUAAAGCAGAAACAAUGACAGCAAUGUGGCAAUAUUUGCUGUCUGGCGUGCCUCACAUAGAGGCAAUUUAAGGUGUUGUGUGAACGAACCUCAGAAUGUAUCAAAGUGGAUAGAAUAUUUGUUAAUAAUAGUUUGUAUUUUUACUAACAUUCUCCGUUCAAGUAAGUGUCCCACAGUCUCUUCAUAUUGCAAUUAAGUUAUAAUUUAACAAUGUGUUAAUUUGUUAUAUGAAAUUAUUUGCAAUGGAUUGUUUUUGUUUAAAUUAUUGCUCAUAUGAAACAAAGAGUUAGACUGAUUGUGCACAUUAUGUACUCUAUUUGUUGUUGUUAUCACAUGUUUUGGGAUACUUGUAAUGCAAAAUUACUAUACGUCGAGGUGCGGAGAAUGUUAAAACUAGUGAAUCAACAUAGACAUGUAGAUAUAAGGUGUUUUGUAAAUAACUUUAUUAAUGUAGUUAUAGGCGAGAUUGUCUGCGGCACUUCAAGUCGACUGUGAAAGUUAUAUAAAUCCAUCAGCUCCCAAAGACCAAUUAUGGGACAAGUAACAAGUUCUUAUACACCAUGCUGUCAGUCCCUGCAGGCUGAGGACAUUACGAAUUGUAGUACUGUUUACCUCUCAAGGCAUAAUACUGAGACAUUUUGGACAGUCAUUAUAGAUAAGUAUUGUGAUAUUUCAUAACAUCAGCCUGUAGGGAUGGCACGUUUGGCUGAAGUCAUCCUCUAGGGGUCGACAAUCGGAUGUUUACUACGAGUACUCUUAACUUAUUACUGCAUAGAUGUGUAUUUUAUAAAUAUUGUAUUAAAUAAACUGAUUGGGAGAUGA
Messenger RNA from Manduca sexta (tobacco hornworm), 3375 nucleotides. RefSeq lists its product as uncharacterized. The record is from RefSeq and is a predicted model, not a curated record. Gene Ontology annotation, molecular function: zinc ion binding. The transcript has 15 exons. Lineage: Eukaryota; Metazoa; Arthropoda; Insecta; Lepidoptera; Sphingidae. Bases 263 to 2374 code for a protein of 703 amino acids.